GCUCCGAUGACCGCGAGUUGAAGCCCACCUGACUGGAAUUCUCGCUGUUCUUGAUAUCCCCGCCACAGGUUCUGGCAGCGACAUAACUAUCACAUUCACCUUACAUAUGGCUACAGCGAGCGCCGUCGUGAAGGUGCGGUAACUGUCGGAACACACCACUUUCGCCGUUCACCUCAUCAUGGAGCUAGUGCAGAAAGAGCACGACCGGCUCUCACGGAAAAUCACGGCCGCUCAAGGCCUGAAGUCGGUGCAGUCAACCAUAGACUUGCUUCAGUCAGCACGAAAUGCAAUUGCUGCAGAUCCAAGUCAAGCUGCUAUCACGCUCGCCAAACUCCAGAACCCCGUCAAAUCCUCGUUUGAUUCCAUCAAUGAUAGCCUCAAAGAAACACACAGCGGUCUCAAUAAAUACUCCAAAUCAUUAGAUAAGCUUUUCAAAGACAGGCCUUUGCCAAGCACCGAACAUGAUGUCCUUUCGUCCCAAGAACACUAUAUCAACAGAGCUAUCGCCAUGCACCUUCUACGGGAAGGACAGUUUUCCGUCGCGGCGACUUUCUUGUCCGAGAUGGCAGAGAAGAAGGCGAUAAAGAAGCAGCAGGAGGCAGGUCUAAGCGCUACGGAUAGUGCGGCUUCGCUCUUGGAUCUCGACGAAGUUCCUUCUGGCGAGGUGCGGAAGCAGUUUGCCACCAUGUACUAUAUCCUCCACGAGCUCAAAGAAAACAACAACCUGCUGCCAGCGAUACAGUGGUCAAGGGACAACAAGGAGGCCUUGGAAGCGAGAGGUAGUAAUUUGGAAUUCGAACUGUGCAGGCUGCAGUUCGUCUGGCUUUUCCAUGGUGGGCAGCAUCAGCAAGGACCGAGUCAUGGAGGGCGGCAGGCAGCUUUGGAGUACGCCAGGAGGGAGUUUCAUUCAUUCCUGCCCAGAUACCUACGUGAGGUCCAGCAGCUAUUGGGUGCAAUGGCCUUUUGCCCCAAUCUGCAAGACUCUCCGUACAAGAAUAUCUUCAACAACCCAUCGGCCUGGGCCGAUGUGGCACACUCAUUCACACGAGAGUUUUGUUCGCUCCUUGGGCUGUCUGCGGACUCGCCCUUGUAUGUAGCUGCUACCGCUGGCGCGAUAGCGCUGCCCACAUUACUGAAGCUGCAAACGAUCAUGAAAGCCAAACGGACUGAGUGGACCACAGAGAAUGAGCUGCCGGUCGAAAUCCCGCUACCGCCGUCGUACCUCUUCCACUCCAUCUUUGUCUGCCCUGUGUCAAAGGAGCAGACCACUGAUGAGAACCCACCGAUGAUGAUGCCCUGCGGGCAUGUCAUCGCCGAGGAGUCACUCAAACGGCUGUGCAAGGGUAGCAGGUUCAAGUGCCCUUAUUGCCCCAGCGAGAGCCACCCCCGGGAGGCGCGCAAGGUAUUUCUUUAGUUUGACCGAUACAAGUGCAGGCACAUCUCCACACAACAAUGGGAAUCGGAUACACAAUUUGCAGACGGGUGUUAUGGUACAGGCGCAAUUGGACGGGGCAGGCACGGCUCUGGGUCGCACAUGGUUGUACAUAUAAGCAACUUUGAUUGUAUUUUUCUCCAACAUAAUCAUAUUUGC
This is a messenger RNA of Aspergillus ibericus CBS 121593, 1591 nucleotides long. RefSeq names its product ubiquitin-protein ligase RMD5. Gene Ontology annotation, biological process: proteasome-mediated ubiquitin-dependent protein catabolic process. Lineage: Eukaryota; Fungi; Ascomycota; Eurotiomycetes; Eurotiales; Aspergillaceae. The coding region runs from base 179 to 1414 and encodes 411 amino acids. Gene Ontology annotation, cellular component: cytoplasm; nucleus; GID complex. The transcript has 4 exons. Gene Ontology annotation, molecular function: protein binding; ubiquitin protein ligase activity. The record is from RefSeq and is a predicted model, not a curated record.